Messenger RNA from Terrapene triunguis (Three-toed box turtle), 685 nucleotides. RefSeq names its product chromosome unknown C15orf65 homolog (gene PIERCE2). The coding region runs from base 87 to 440 and encodes 117 amino acids. Lineage: Eukaryota; Metazoa; Chordata; Testudines; Emydidae. Gene Ontology annotation, biological process: axoneme assembly. The transcript has 2 exons. Gene Ontology annotation, cellular component: axonemal microtubule. The record is from RefSeq and is a predicted model, not a curated record.
UGCAGCGCUGGGGCCACGGUCCGGAGCCGGCUGCAGCGCCUUGGACAGCAGCAGCGGCCAGGCUGAGGCGGACCGUGGAAAAGAAAAUGACUUCUGCUGAGAUGCUACCAUCGAGUACCAACACUGAGAAAAUCAAAUCUGUUCAACUGCCUUCCUGUGCAAAUCCUGGCAAUCCUGUGUUUUCCUGUAUGUUGGACCCAAAGACACUCACUACCAAUAAUUUCUUGACAAACCCUCAGCUUUUACUGUUUAAAACAACUUCAAGUGAAUAUGGUGCUAUACCACCUACGUCUCAAAUGGUACCAUGUACCUACCAUCCAAAGGAUGAAACAUUUACAAAACAUUUGUUAACUUGUGGUUUGACUCAACAUAAUUAUAUAAACACUGCCAUUGACAGAAGUAGGGUAUAUGACUACCCAAAUAUGCAGCAUACUCUGUAAAAUUGUACUAUCUUACUUUUCUCACAUAUUUACUGAAAGGACUAGUCAUUUUAGCUUUGGGAAAACAAAAUGCAGGCUUGUUAUUUUUGUUGUCCAUUUUGGGAGUAAAGUGUCAAUACAUAUUACAGUAAAACACUUUUUUACUACAAGGAUCAAAAAGGAUUUUAAGUGAGUAUUUUUUAAUAAAUUUCUGUCCAUCAACCCAUACAGGAAUAAAGUAUAUGUCUUGAAAUGAAUGUGUUAAA